AUGCUCGGGGGUGGCAAGAGGCGCAGAGUGGCAAGCACGUGGAGAGGCCUUAUUGGCCGAGCCGAGCCGAGCCGUGCCGUGCCACGUCGAGCCGUGCCGUGCCAUGCCAAGCCGAGCCGAGCCGAGCCGAGCCGAGCCGAGCCGAGCAGCCCCGCUGCGCUUUGCCCUCGGCGGAGCGGCACGGCACGGCACGGAACAGCCUCCGCCUCCCGUGGGGACGUGGGACGGCCUCCUCCUCACUUCUUCUAUCCCAAAGCUGCGUGGGCCGUCUGCGGAGCGCGUCGGGCCUCUGCCGGUUGUCGUUCUCAUCAGUUCCGCGCGUACCCUCGGCGUUCGCUUGUUUGUUCGGGGUGGGGGUUUUGGGAGCCCCGCGGUCGGGGACUUCGGCGGUGCCACAGUCCAAACGGUCCCGGCGGUGCCCCCCGGCCGCCCCUCUCCCCGCCCCGCCGCCCAGCUCCGUGGCUCAGGGCAGAACCCGCACACACCCCUCCCGUGCCCUCCGUUCGGCUGCGAACUUUCCGCCGGGGUGAGUUCUCCUUUAAGAAAAGGCACGGCUCCUUCUGCAUAUUGAACGCUGUUCGUCUGCAGCGCGCAGAUGACGCGGGGCCGGAGCGGGACGGCUGGGGCGUAAAUCACCGCUCUCUGCAAUGGCCCCAGCGGGGAACCCCGUGCCAUCGCCCCAUCUGCCUCCAGCCCAGAAAGGACCAGGCGGCCCUCCACAUUCGAAGCGAGGGCUUUGGUACCAAACCAGCCCCCCAACCCUCUUCCCCACGCACACGCACGCAUUUAGAGGACGGAUCCGGCUGCGCCCAGGACCGCUGCGUGCCCCUCCAGGGGCCUCCGUCCGCCUCGGGCUGUGCCACCGCAUCACCUCCAUCCCCUGAAGGUUCCCCGGACCGGAACCUACUCCCACCCGAACCCAACGCGGACAAAAGCAGCAGCCCCUCUGCGCGGCUCCACGGGGAAACCCCCCUCCCCACGCAGGGGCAAAGAGGAGACCCCACGCACUCUCUCAGCUCCACGCAGCCCCUCGGCCGCCCCACGCCGCGCUCAUAGCGCCUGAGACGGGUAGUGGUGGUGGUGGGGGGUGAUCGCCUCCCAGUUGCCCCCAGCCCCGUGGAGGGCCCCCUGGGGUAGUGGCAGCAGCGAGAAGCGCGGGGAGCACCAGGAAGGGACGGAGCCGUCCGCUGCUCCGUGCGGAGCGGGGGGAGGCUGUCCUCUUGGCUUUGGGGUUUGUUUUCCAGUGGAUUCGGGACAAUGGCCGGAGAGUAUCACUCGUUCCCGUGGGCAGUGCCUCCCUGUAUGGCGCGAGGAUGCAGUUGGGGGCCGAGGAACAAAGCGUAUUAAGGUAACGGGUCCCCUCCCUUUGUUUAUGCCAUUGUUCGCGACGGGACUCCGUCCGGCCCCGCUGCGAGGCGUUAGCACGGACCUGGCCGAGGAGCAGCACCAUGGGAGAACCCAAAGCAAGCCCACCGCCACCGCAACAAGGAAAGCACCGAGCCCAAGGGCUGCAGGGUACGAUCUGCCUCCUCGGGGCUGCCGUCCCCAGAUAUCCACCUGCCGUCCUGGCGUCAACCACCUCCGCAUCCAUCGCCACCAUCUCGGGGAGACGCCGGCCCUCAGCCCGGCAUCAGAAAGAAGGGAAAGAGCGUUGCAUUCACACGCACGCUGCUUGAGCGUGGCAGAGCUCUCACCAUCUUCACAACAACAACAGCAACAACAACAACAAAAAAACCCUAACCAAAUAAUUCUCUUAAUUACAAUAACCUAACGGUAGCAGAAACCUGA
Molecule: messenger RNA, 1788 nt
Organism: Gallus gallus (chicken)
Lineage: Eukaryota; Metazoa; Chordata; Aves; Galliformes; Phasianidae
Exons: 3
Coding region: 1-1056 (351 amino acids)
Source: RefSeq, a predicted model, not a curated record